Molecule: messenger RNA, 1465 nt
Organism: Pseudomassariella vexata
Lineage: Eukaryota; Fungi; Ascomycota; Sordariomycetes; Amphisphaeriales; Pseudomassariaceae
Product: phosphoglycerate mutase family protein
Exons: 2
Coding region: 285-1082 (265 amino acids)
Cellular component (GO): cytoplasm
Molecular function (GO): phosphatase activity
Source: RefSeq, a predicted model, not a curated record
CGUCAAAGCUUCAUUGUUCGGUGUGAAUGCCAAAAAAAUCAAAAUCUACCUUGUCAAAGACCGUAUAAAAAUCCAGCACAUCUAUCUUUACUUUGUCAGCUGUACUGAUCGCAAUGGAAGCGAUCACGGCUGAUUCUCACGUCCCCUUUCGGUUCCAAAGCAUCUUAGGCUUCUUCGAAAAUCAUUCUUGUCUUGACGUCGAUGCAGACUACCGUGCGGUAAGCACUUUCUCAAAUAGCUUCGCCGGAGAUGGCAAGGUGUAUUCCUCAUGAUAACCUCAACAGAUGACGCAUUGUGAAUUGGGCCUGGUAACAGAUUCCAUCCCGAUCAAGGAUAGCAGUCUGCGACCUUGGCAAAGGCUUGAGGCACACAUUCGGAAUCUGAAUGCUUCGGUGGGUGAGACCUACAAGGUGCUCUUCGUCACACGUCAUGGCCAAGGGUUCCAUAACAUUAUGGAAGCGAAAGUUGGGACUCUGGCUUGGGAGACCAAAUGGGCGCUGUUGGAUGGCGAUUGUACAAGCACCUGGGCCGACGCCAACCUUACAGAUGAGGGUGUUCAGCAAGCUGUCGACACCCGCACCAUGUGGAGCAGACUAAUCAUCGAAGGGAAGAUGCCAUGGCCUCAACUAUAUACCAGCCCUCUGCAGCGCUGUCUUAGGACGACACGCUUAGUAUUUGCAGACAUUGCAUCCAAAGAGGGGCAGAGCUUUCGGCCAGUCGUGAAGGAGCUACUCCGCGAACGGACCGGGCGGCACACUUGUGACCGUCGAAACACAAAAAGCUGGAUCGAAAUAAACUAUCCAGAUUAUCAAAUCGAGUCGGGAUUCUCGGAGAAGGACGAGUUGUUUGACCCUAAUUCCCGAGAGACCGAGGAUCACGUCAUGAAGAGGAUGCGGAUAUUGCUUGAGGAUAUCUUCACCAACGAGCCAAGCUCGUUCGUUUCUUUCACGAUGCACUCCUUAGCAUCCCGAGCUCUCAUGCAAGUCAUUGGCCAUGAGCCAUUCCGGAUGGCGCCGGGAGCAACCGUGGCCUUCUUAGUGAAGGCACAGUUGCCCUCCACAUAUUCGACAACUUCGGUGUGACCGUGUUGUCAAUAUUGACUGCAGAUAUCUCCUCGACUUGAUCAGGGGUGCGGUUUUCGCACUAAAAGUGAUGAUUCCUAUCUCACCAUUGACUAGGACAUGUUCCACUAAGGGAACUGAAAGCCAGUGGCCAAACGCACGCAAGAUAACGCAACUAACGGCUUUGGCAGAGACCAAUUGACAAUAGAGUUAUCAUUUACGACGGAACUGGAACAAGAACUACCGUGAUUUUUGAAUCUCGCUUCGCAUUGUAUUAUUCAUAUCGGGGGAAAGAGGAAGGUUCUUUUGGAGUACGAUCAGUGUAACGAAGGCGGAUUGUGACGGGGCCGCAAUGAUGCCCUCUAUUUUCCCGAGUAUAAUUCUUCAUCCAUGAACCUCCCAAC